Molecule: messenger RNA, 1515 nt
Organism: Nelumbo nucifera (sacred lotus)
Lineage: Eukaryota; Viridiplantae; Streptophyta; Magnoliopsida; Proteales; Nelumbonaceae
Source: RefSeq, a predicted model, not a curated record
CUCCCUCCAUUUUUUUCAUUUGCCUCCACCGAACUUAGCACAGCAGCAUCCACAGGCGUCUGUAAAUAUGUAAGCCACUGACUGCGAGAGGGAUAUCAUCCGGCGUCGAAAAACCGCAGCUCACACCGGCUCCUGUUUCACUGAACGAAGAAGAAGAAGGGCUUGAAAACGGACGCCGGACGUCGAAUGAUAUCCAUCUCAUUGCCGGUAGCUUCCGCAUUUACGAACGCCGGUAUGAAGUGAGGAUGCCGGUGAAUGCUGCUGUGGUAGGACCGGUGGAGGAGAACGAAAAAGUGGAGGGAGGGAGUUCGAAAUGAGGACAGGCGAACUCUGAUUUUUUUUGUCUUUUUGUAUUACCUUUUACUCGCCCGAUGACAUGGCCGUUUCUGGUUGGCGGGUUUACUCAUCCCGUGAACCCACGGUGCGAGCACGAACUUGGCCUGUCUGAAAGCUGAUCAACGAUCUGUCUCCGUCCAAUCCACACGCUUCUGUGUCAGAGUAUAUUGUUUCAAGGGUAUAGAUUUCGGAGAAAGAUCUGCUACGUCCGUUGGUGGGCUAAAGCCGUGAAUCACAGCCGUUAGAGUUGAAUGUGGGGCCCAAAAUACAUCCAAAGGCCGUGAUUUCAGGUUUUAGCCCAAGGCUAUGUCAUCGGGCGUAGCUGAUAAUUUGAAAGGGAUUUUCAAAGCGGGAAAUAUGCUGACGUGGUAGACCCAGAGAACCGAUAACCUUAUCAAUGAAAACCGGGCGGAGAAGAAGCCACGUGGGACGAGCGUGAUGAAAUGGCAGCUAAGAUCUCGAAUUCCCACCUCUAAUCAGAAUCCUUCUAUCUACUAAGGACUUUGCUUCCUCCCAUCCUCUCAAAACAGAGUACACUCGCUACAAGCCUACGACAGCUUUUCCUACAUCGAAGCCUCCUCCCUGUAAAAAAUUGCAGAACACAGACAGAAAACAGAGAUGGCAUCCACAUCCGCGGUUUCGAUGGCGAUGCCAUUGACUUCUGCAAGCCACAAGAGGGUAUCCAUUGGUUCAGAGGCCUUCUUGAAGCCGUUGCCAGUGAGGCCAUCAAAGGCCAUGGCGACCACAACUUCAAGAGCCGGGUCCAAGCUUCAAGUCCGAGCGUCGCUGAAGGAGAAGGCUGUGACGGGAUUGACAGCUGCCGCACUGACCGCUUCGAUGGUGAUCCCAGAGGUGGCCGAGGCUGCUGGAUCUGGAAUCACCCCAUCUCUCAAGAACUUCUUACUCAGCAUUGUUGCCGGUGGAGUUGUGCUUAGCGUUAUAGUUGGCGCUGUCAUUGGCGUCGCCAACUUCGACCCCGUCAAGCGGAGCUAAAAAUUUAAUCGAGAAAAACAGAGGAGCAAAGUGCGAGAUUGUGAAUUGCUGGUUCGUUUUUUUUUUCUAUCUACAUUCUUCUUGCACUGCAAGUUUAAGUAAAAUCUCUGUAUCUUCAUCUUUUGUUCAUGUUGGUAAAAUAUGUACUUUUCUAAUUUGAUGGUUAAAAGACAUGAUUUCAAUAAC